AUGGCUAAUGCACUGUUUGAUAUUGAAUUGCGUGACGAGAUUGAAACUGAUGAAGCAUAUGAUAGCGAUGAUGCUAUCGAAGUUGAAGAGGGUAUAUUUGACCAAACAGUCGAUAUCAAUGAAAUUGUUCCCUCGGAGGGCGUGGAAACGGUGCAGCUGUCCGAGCACCUGAUGCGCGAGCAGGAGAAAACGGGGCCGCAGGACUUCGAGCUGCGGCGCGUGCUGGGCAAAGGGGGCUACGGGAAGGUGUUCCAGGUGCGCAAGGUGACCGGCAAGGACACCGGCAAAAUUUUCGCGAUGAAGGUGCUGCGCAAGGCGUCCAUCGUGCGAAACUCCAAGGACACCGCGCACACCAAGGCCGAACGAAACAUCCUCGAGGAGGUCAAGCACCCUUUCAUUGUAGACUUAAUAUAUGCCUUCCAAACGGGCGGGAAAUUAUAUUUAAUUUUAGAAUAUUUAAGUGGGGGCGAACUCUUCAUGCACCUUGAGAGAGAGGGUGUGUUUCUUGAAGACUCGGCUUGCUUCUAUCUGGCAGAGAUAACGUUGGCGCUGGAGCACCUGCACCAGCAAGGCAUCAUCUACAGGGACCUGAAGCCGGAGAACAUCCUUCUGGACGGGCAGGGCCACAUCAAGUUGACGGACUUCGGCUUAUGCAAGGAGCACAUCCGCGAGGGAAUACUCACGCACACCUUCUGCGGCACGAUAGAGUACAUGGCGCCCGAAAUACUCACCAGGCACGGCCACGGCAAAGAGGUCGACUGGUGGUCGCUGGGGGCGCUGCUCUACGACAUGCUCACAGGCGCCCCUCCGUUCACGGCCGACAACCGCAAAAAAACCAUCGAAAAAAUCCUGAAAGGUAAGCUGUGGCUGCCGCCGUAUCUGACGUCGGACGCGCGCGACUUGAUUAGGAAGCUGCUGAAGCGCCAAGUGACCGCCCGUCUGGGCGCCCAACCCGACGACGCGAUCGCCGUCAAGAACCACCACUUUUUCAAGCACAUCAACUGGGACGACGUCAUCAGCAAAAAAUACGAUCCGCCUUUCAAACCGAUACUGUCAAGUGAUGAUGAUGUGUCUCAAUUUGACACCAAAUUCACCAGACAGACACCAGUUGAUUCUCCUGAUGAUUCUAAACUUAGUGAAAGUGCCAAUUUACUUUUUAAGGGAUUCACGUACAUCGCGCCCUCCGUCUUGGAGGACAUGUACAGCAGGUCCUCGCAGCGCGCGCAGAUCGUGCGGGCGCGAUCGCCGCGCAAAGUCGGCGGCCCGUUGCGCCACAACUUCGGCUCGAUGACGAUGGGCACGUCGCAGGGCGGCGGCGGCGGCGGCGGCAUGAUGCUCGACACGCCCGACAUGGUGAUGGCCUCCUCGCUCGGCAUGAGCCUGGGCACCUCCGGCCCGCUAGGCAUGAACAUCGCCGCCGCCACCUCGUCGCACGUGACCCACCACCACAACCACCACCACCACCAGCCGCACCACCAGCAGGCCUACCACCCGCACCACCACCACCAGCAGCCCACGCAGCACUCGCCCUUCGCCUCAAACAGCCACUUCCCCACGCACCCAGCCGGCAACGCUGUACCGGAGGAGAUGAUGGAGGUUAGUCAAGGCCUACCUCAAGUAUAGUAUGCUUUCCUUACAUUAUACACCGUAGCUCGGUCGCUUUAGGGUUUUUCUGCGGAAAAAUAGCGUUUAAAGAACCUCUUCCUUAAUACCUUAUAUGCUAAAAAAACAUUAAAUAUUGAAAUUGACAAAAACUAUUCUUUCUAUAGAAAAUGAUCUCUAUAGAAAGCAAUAAACCAAUCGGAGCACGGCAUUCUCCACAGCACACUCGGUGGAAAAGAGAAUGCCUACUAUUAAACGAAUUCCGAUUGGUCGUCCAAAAAUCGAGCGUGCUUAAACCACGCCCACACCUCGGAAUCUAUACGGUUCGCUUUUGUACUUGGUAUGGAAAGUCGACUAUCCUGUCUCUAUUUAUCCUUGGCUCCGCAUCAAAUUUGUUACUUCAACAAGAAAUACAGUCAAACAAUUGAAU
Brassicogethes aeneus is the source of this 2032-nucleotide messenger RNA. The record is from the annotation of a GenBank genome assembly. NCBI's taxonomy places the organism in Eukaryota, Metazoa, Arthropoda, Insecta, Coleoptera, Nitidulidae.